Artibeus jamaicensis (Jamaican fruit-eating bat) is the source of this 6842-nucleotide messenger RNA. RefSeq names its product phosphatidylinositol transfer protein membrane associated 2 (gene PITPNM2). Gene Ontology annotation, molecular function: metal ion binding; phosphatidylinositol transfer activity; phosphatidylcholine binding. The record is from RefSeq and is a predicted model, not a curated record. Gene Ontology annotation, biological process: phospholipid transport. Bases 402 to 4553 code for a protein of 1383 amino acids. The transcript is spliced from 26 exons. Lineage: Eukaryota; Metazoa; Chordata; Mammalia; Chiroptera; Phyllostomidae. Gene Ontology annotation, cellular component: cytoplasm.
GGGGGGUGGGGGGAGGCAGAGCAAGGCUGGCCUUGGAGGAGGAGACAGGCACGGCCACCAACCUUCCCGCUUGCAUCCCAAGUGACUCCGUGCGGCCCCUCCCUCCCGUGUCCUCUGGCACAAGCAGCCGGCACUUUCUGAGUGUGAUUUCCCAUCGAGGCGUAAAAGCCUCGCCGCCAGCUGCAGAGGGUGUGAGAGCAGGUCGGAGGUGGGGGCCCGGCCGCUGAUGGCUCUGGCGGCCGGGGAAAGUGUGGGAAGCUCAUUCCAGGAACAGCGGAGUGAUCACCGGUUGGCCGGCGUUCAGGCGGGGUCCUUGGUGAGCUUUGUCAUGGUUGUUUAAGGAACCUCACCUAGAAGUCCCAACACGCAGUUCCCGUCGCCGGGAAGGCUCGGACUCCAAGAUGAUCAUAAAGGAAUACCGGAUCCCUCUGCCGAUGACCGUGGAGGAAUACCGCAUCGCCCAGCUCUACAUGAUACAGAAGAAGAGCCGCAACGAGACGUAUGGCGAGGGCAGCGGCGUGGAGAUCCUGGAGAACCGGCCGUACACGGACGGCCCCGGCGGCUCUGGCCAGUACACGCACAAGGUGUACCACGUAGGCAUGCACAUCCCCGGCUGGUUCCGCUCCAUCCUGCCCAAGGCCGCCCUGCGGGUGGUGGAGGAGUCCUGGAACGCCUACCCCUACACCCGGACCAGGUUCACUUGCCCCUUUGUGGAGAAAUUCUCCAUCGACAUUGAAACGUUUUAUAAAACCGAUGCAGGAGAAAACCCGAAUGUGUUCAGCCUGUCGCCUGUGGAAAAAAACCAGCUGACAAUCGACUUCAUCGACAUCGUCAAGGACCCUGUGCCCCCCAACGAGUACAGGACAGAGGAGGACCCCAAGCUGUUCCACUCGACCAAGACCCAGCGGGGGCCCCUGUCGGACAACUGGAUCGAGGAGUCCAAGCGGCAGGUGCUCCCCAUCAUGUGCGCCUACAAGCUGUGCAAGGUGGAGUUCCGCUACUGGGGCAUGCAGUCCAAGAUUGAGCGCUUCAUCCACGACACCGGCCUGCGGAAGGUGAUGGUCAGGGCACACCGGCAGGCCUGGUGCUGGCAGGACGAGUGGUACGGGCUGAGCAUGGAGAACAUCCGGGAGCUGGAGAAGGAGGCGCAGCUCAUGCUCUCCCGGAAGAUGGCCCAGUUCAUCGAGGAUGACGAGGAGGCUGCAGAGCUGGCCAAGGGCGAAGCCGGCCAGGCCCAAGCGCCCGGGGAGCCCCCACAGCCCAGCAGCGGCGGCGAGGCCCUGGCCGGCCGGGGCCUGAAGAAGCAGUGGUCCACGUCCUCCAAGUCGUCCCGGUCGUCCAAGCGCGGAGCCAGCCCUUCCCGCCACAGCAUCUCAGAAUGGAGGAUGCAGAGCAUCGCUCGGGACUCGGACGAGAGCUCUGACGACGAGUUCUUCGACGCUCACGAGGACCUGUCCGACUCGGAGGAAAUGUUCCCCAAGGACAUCAGCAAGUGGAGCAGUAACGACCUCAUGGACAAAAUCGAGGGCCCCGAGCCGGAGGACACGCAGGACGGCCUGUACCGCCAGAGCGCCCCCGAAUUCAGGGUGGCCUCCAGUGUGGAGCGGCUGAACAUCAUGGAGGACGAGGUCAGCCCGCCGCUGGCCACGCCGCCCUCCAAGGUCCACGUGCUGCUGCUGCUGCUGCACGGAGGCACCAUCCUGGACACGGGCGCCGGGGACCCCGGCUCCAAGCAGGGCGACGCCAACACCAUCGCCACCGUGUUCGACACCGUCAUGCGCGUGCACUACCCCAGCGCCCUGGGCCGCCUCGCCCUCCGCCUGGUGCCCUGCCCGCCCGUCUGCUCCGACGCCUUCGCCCUGGUCUCCAACCUCAGCCCCUACAGCCACGACGAAGGCUGUCUGUCCAGCAGCCAGGACCACAUCCCGCUGGCCGCCCUGCCCCUGCUGGCCACCUCCUCACCGCAGUACCAGGAGGCGGUUGCCACGGUGAUCCAGCGGGCCAACCUCGCCUACGGGGACUUCAUCAAGUCCCAGGAGGGAGUGACCUUCAACGGCCAGGUCUGCCUGGUCGGGGACUGCGUCGGGGGCAUCCUGGCCUUCGACGCCUUGUGCUGCAGCAGCCAGCCGGCGUCUGAGAGCCGGAGCAGCAGCCGCAGGGGCAGCGUGGCCAGCGUGCAGGACGCUGACCUGCUGUCCCCGGGCGGCCUGGUAAACCCGUCGCAUGGCGGUGGCGGCGGCGGCGGCGGCAGCGGCGGCAGUGGCGGCAGCAGCUUGGAGAGCAGCAGGCACCUGAGCCGCAGCAACAUCGACAUCCCCCGUAGCAACGGCACCGAGGACCCCAAGAGGCAGCUGCCCCGAAAGAGGAGCGACACGUCCACCUACGAGCUGGACACCAUCCAGCAGCACCAGGCCUUCCUGUCCAGCCUCCAUGCGAGCGUGCUGAGGAGCGAGCCCUGCUCCCGCCGACCCAGCAGCUCCGCCAUGCUGGACAGCACAGGGGCCCUGGGCAAGUUCGACUUUGAAAUCGCCGACCUCUUCCUCUUCGGGUGCCCCCUGGGGCUGGUCCUGGCCUUGAGGAAGACUGUCAUCCCCACCCUGGACGUUUUCCAGCUGCGGCCGGCCUGCCAGCAAGUCUACAAUCUGUUCCACCCCGCGGACCCGUCAGCCUCACGCCUGGAGCCUCUGCUGGAACGGCGAUUCCACGCCCUGCCGCCUUUGAGCAUCCCCCGCUACCAGCGCUACCCUCUGGGCGACGGCUGCUCCACGCUGCUGGUCGAGACCGUGCAGAGAAACCCCGAGCUGGUCCUGGAGGGCGGCCCCCUGGCCCCUCUCCCUCCCGGGGAUGGCUUCCUGGAAACCAGUAUCCCAGUUCCCGCGCUCACCUGGCAAGAUGGGCCCAGCCCCAGCCCGGGCUGUGCUGAGUCGGAGGCACUCCAGACCCAUAACACGGUCUUCCAAGAGCACACGGCGCCCUCCUCUCCUGGUGCAGCCCCCGCCACCCGAGGUUUCCGCCGGGCCAGCGAGAUCAGCAUUGCUAGCCAGGUGUCCGGCAUGGCUGAGAGUUACACAGCGUCCAGCAUCGCCCAGAAGGCCCCAUCUGCGCUCAGCCACACCCCCAGCGUCAGGCGCCUGUCCCUGCUCGCCCUGCCCUCCCCACCCCCCUUCACCCCGGGUCCCCGCCCCCAGGCCAGGCUGGCGAACCCCCACCUGCCUGACUUGGACGUUGGAGAAGUUGCUGCAAAGUGGUGGGGCCAGAAGCGGAUCGACUACGCCCUGUACUGCCCGGACGCCCUGACCGCCUUCCCCACGGUGGCCCUGCCUCACCUCUUCCACGCCAGCUACUGGGAGUCAACGGACGUGGUGUCCUUCCUGCUGAGACAGGUCAUGAGGCACGACAGUUCCAGCAUCUUGGAGCUCGACGGCAAGGAGGUCUCGGUGUUCACCCCCUCGAAGCCCAGAGAGAAGUGGCAACGCAAGAGAACCCACGUGAAGCUGCGGAAUGUGACGGCCAACCAUCGGAUCAACGACGCGGUGGCCAACGAGGACGGCCCGCAGGUCCUGACGGGCCGGUUCAUGUAUGGGCCCCUGGACAUGGUCACCCUGACUGGGGAGAAGGUGGACGUGCACAUCAUGACGCAGCCGCCCUCCGGCGACUGGCUGUACGUGGACACGCUGGUGACCAACAGCAGCGGGCGCGUCUCCUACGCCAUCCCUGAGACGCACCGCCUGGGCGUGGGCGUCUACCCCGUCAAGAUGGUGGUCAGGGGAGACCACACCUUUGCCGACAGCUACAUCACCGUGCUGCCCAAGGGCACGGAGUUCGUGGUCUUCAGCAUCGAUGGCUCCUUUGCCGCCAGCGUGUCCAUCAUGGGCAGCGACCCCAAAGUGCGGGCUGGAGCUGUGGACGUGGUGCGGCACUGGCAGGACCUGGGCUACCUCAUCAUCUACGUGACGGGCCGGCCCGACAUGCAGAAGCAGCGGGUGGUGGCGUGGCUGGCCCAGCACAACUUCCCCCACGGCGUGGUGUCCUUCUGUGACGGCCUGGUGCACGACCCGCUGCGGCACAAGGCCAACUUCCUGAAGCUGCUCAUCUCCGAGCUGCACCUGCGCGCCCACGCGGCAUACGGCUCCACCAAGGACGUGGCGGUCUACAGCUCCAUCAACCUGCCCCCCAUGCAGAUCUACAUCGUGGGCCGGCCCACCAAGAAGCUUCAGCAGCAGUGCCAGUUCAUCACGGACGGUUACGCGGCCCACCUGGCCCAGCUCAAGUACAACCACCGGGCGCGGCCGGCCCGCAACACAGCCACCCGCAUGGCCCUGCGCAAGGGCAGCUUCGGCUUGCCCGGCCAGAGUGACUUCCUGCGCUCCCGGAACCACCUGCUCCGCACCAUCUCAGCCCAGCCCAGUGGGCCCGGCCUCAGGCACGAGCGGACGCAGAGCCAGCCGGAUGGGGAGCAGCGCGGCCAGCGCAGCAUGAGCGUGGCAGCUGGCUGUUGGGGCCGAACCACGGCUGGCAGGCUUGAGCCAGGGGCAGCCGCGGGCCCCAAGUAGGGCGCCCUUGGUGAGGCACGGUGGUCUCCAUGGUGCUAGGCCGGGCAGCCAGCUCACCAGGAGGCCUGGCCUGGGCACACGCCAUCGGCUGGGAACAAGCUUGUCCCGUGGCCCAGCAGAGGACACUGGCUGUGCCGCAGGCAGCCCUCCUGGCCCUGCCUCACGUCCAAGGGUCUUGAGGGCUUCCAGCUUGUCGCUGAAGCUGGCAGGACAACCAGCCAGCCCCGGGACAACAGAGGGACCAGGAACCCCCGUGUGGAAGGGCCUCACAGCUGCCCCGCGCUGACCUUGCAGCAUCCUCAUGUCAGGCCUGGCCCCAGCCUGCCGCCUCCCUGGCCACGAGCUUGACACCUGUACCCCUGCUCCCUUGGUAGCAGCUCCAGGAGGGGACGGCCUGCUUCUUGUGAACUCAAUUUACUCAACUCUGCAACCUCACUGGUUUUGCACUGAUAUUUGAGAGCAGAAACCUGGUAGCCUCGCCUACGGCCACAGACCGUUCACACGCAUGAAAAGUGGCCUUUGCCGAUCCAGGACCCGCCUCCUCGCCGAGGCUCUGGGGCGGCGCAGCCCUGUGGGAACAAGGCAGGAAGGCCGUACCUCGUUUCCGCAGCUCCGCCCCACUGUGGCAGCCCCAGCCCCCUGCCCACCUGCCCCACCUGCAGCUUGGUGAGGCCGUGGGUCUGGCGUCCUCUCUGGCUCUGGGAGCAGCCCAGGCGGUGGUGAGGCUGGUGAAGACCAGAGCCGGCUCCCGAGGAGCCCUGCCGGGGCCCACGGGGCCUGGCCACCUCGUCCACCCCUCGCCUGCCGCCCCCCUGGCCCCACACCUCAGCCCUCCCAUUUCUACACCUUUCUACUUCUCGGAUCUGAUUUCUAUGAGGUUUUUGUAAAAUGAGCAAUCCUUGGCUGCUUCCUUUUCUUAACUCUUUCAGCACCAAGCGCAGCCCCUCCCCGUGGCAACCACCCAGCACUGUGACGAGUCCAGCCAGGUCCUGGGUCCUGGCCUCCGGCCCGCGCAGUGGGCUGUGGGCUCCCGCCUCACCCUGCCCGUGGAUUCCGCUGAACUACUUCUCUGGGGCGGGUGGGGCACACACUCGCUUUUUAAACGCCGAUUCUGUUCUGAUGCCGAGUCUGAGAAGCCACGGCUCCCGCUGUUGGCUUAAGGGCAGGCAGCCACGGCUCCCAGUGCAACCCGGCCAGGACCAAGCUGGUCUGCGUGUCCGCCCUCCCUCCCCAGAGCGGAUUCCGAUGGGCUGCACUGCUCCACUCCUGGUGGCCUCUCCACUGCUCCUCCACCUGCUUGAGGCGGGAGCCUGUCUGCCAUCGGCCAGAAGCUGCUGCUGCCGCCUUGGACAAGGCCUCGGCACCACGUGGGCUGGGGCGAGGGGGGGGGGGGCGUGCCGAUGGAUGCUCACAUUUCCCCGUGUGUAGAUAUGUACAGCCAAAGGGUCGUGUAAAUGUUCUGCAAAAGUGGGUCUAUACAGAGUGAAAGCUAUUUAUUUUGUGCAGAGAAAAAUGUCUGGAGGGAUGGGACCUUCAGGGUUUAUUCAUAUUUAAGACGUAGCUUUUUGUUGUUUUAGGCGUUGUGUAUAAAGCAACGGUUAUUUUACGGACCGAGUUUUAAUGUAACCAUUGCAGUGACAGUGCAGUACCCGACCUUCCACUCCCCAGCGGGAAACCGCUCGGCCAACAAUCACGGCCCCCCCAGGGGCUAGUGCCUCCGCCUCCCUCGGCCCCCCACCCCACCCGGCCCACUGCCUGGACGACUAGCCAUCAGAGGAGCACCUGGGAGAGUCUCAGGCCCGCCUGCAAUAAAGGCCGAGGCUCUCUGGCCAGGGGGGGCGUGUGGGCAGCAGGCUCGGCCUCUCCCAGCGGGCGGCCGCCCCACGGCUCCGUGCCCCCCCCGCCCUCCUGCCCAGCCGCCAGCCAUGCCAAGGACAACAGCAAUAGUCCCCUGGGCCCCCCAGCGGCCCUUAGCCAUAGACGGGGAGACGGCGGCCCACCCUCCCCACUGAUGUCUCUGCUGCGUCCAGGUCUGCUUCCUGCCUCCCUUCAGACCCCUGUUGGCACAGUCUCCCCCUGAGGAAGCGCUGGUGUUUCAGAACCUGAGCGGGAGGCAGAGUCCUUUCAAAAGACCAAAAAUGUUUACAGCGUCGGGUGCUGAGCUGCAGGGCUCGGGCCUAACCAGUCACUACCAAAGGGUGCGGUGGGCCUUGCCGGCUGCCGCCCCACCUGGACCUGUCAGAGUAGAAGCCUUAGUUCCCCACCCCCGCCCCCCGCGUGGCCGCCUGC